Punica granatum (pomegranate) is the source of this 1026-nucleotide messenger RNA. Lineage: Eukaryota; Viridiplantae; Streptophyta; Magnoliopsida; Myrtales; Lythraceae. The record is from RefSeq and is a predicted model, not a curated record.
AUGGCGGAAUCGGCUCCUCAAUCAGUAACAAAUGGUGUCCAGAGUCUUCCGCAACCCAUCUCCGGUGAGAAAUUGGCACCGAAAGGGCCAUUAAACUGGAGAAAAGUUUUUCCAAAGGUAAACCAAAAUCUUGAGUACUUUGAAGGAGUCGACCACUGUAAUGUAAAACCUCCAUCGGAGAUCCUGCAGAUGGGACUCGACCAAUGGUGCUACACUCUUGUUGGUCGAUUCUUGGGCAAGACUCCCGAAUUUGGAAAGAUUGCUGCUGUUGUAAACGGUUUAUGGGGUAAACAAGGGAAGGUUACGGUUAGCACCAUGGGCUCCCUAUUUAUUUUCCAGUUUCCUAAUGAGGAUGUCAUGACAUGGGUUCUAGAAACAGGACCGUGGCAUGUAGAGCGCAAUUUUUUGAUCUUGCAAAAAUGGAGUCCGACUUUCACUGAAGAGGAACUGAGUUUGAAGAAGAUGCCGAUGUGGGCCCAAUUGCGGAGAAUUCCCCUUCAGUACUUCCAUCCUAAAGGCAUCAGCUUUUUAGCAAGUGCGAUUGGUAAACCACUCUACAUGGAUAGAGCUACUGCCCUACGCUCGAGACUGGAUUAUGCUAAAGUAUGUAUAGAAAUUGACUUUGGGAAGAAAAUUCCAAGUGUUUUGAAUGUUGAUUUGGGAAAUGAACACACAGUAGAGGUUCUUGUGGACACCCCAUGGCUGCCUGAGAAGUGUGACAAAUGCAAAGUUUUCGGUCACAGUUGCAGCAACCCAUCUGCAGCCACUUCAGCAAUACUGACACCAACCCCUGUGGAAGGGAGUUCUCCUCGGGCUGGUGAAAAAGCUGAUGCUGAACGUGCUGAACUGUCCCCUCCUGAUGCUGGAAUGCUCGCUGGACAGGGAGUUUGCGAGUUGGAGGUCCCCAACUCUAUUACUCCCACUCCCCCCCUUGCAUCAGAGCAAGGAAAAGUGGCUGAAUGGAGUGACUUGCACGGGGACAAUAUCGAAGUCCCUUCCAAAGGAGAGUCCUCACAGCUCAGAUGA